AAUUCUCUCAUCAUCCAAUUCCAAACCCUUCUCUCAAUUUCUUUUGUAUAUGAUUAAAAAAUUGAAUCAUCCAAUUCUACCCUUUUCAUAAAAGUUUGUUAUAUACAUUAUAUCAAAACUUCACUACCUUGUAUAUAAAUAUAACCAACUCACUACCAAGUUCUCAACACUCCAAAUCAAUCUCAUCACCAAAACCCUAGCUAUUCUCAUUCUCCCUUUGACUAACAACAAAACAAACAAACAAAAAUGAAGCUAAAGAGCUCUCACCACCAUUGUUUGCUUCUUUCCUUGAUAAUACUAUCUUGUUAUUUUGUGGCUGAAAUUCAUGGCAAAAGGCAAGCCAAAUCUCUUGUCCAUUUGAGCAAAUCUACCUCGAAGCGAUCAGCAGGCGUCGACACGAGCCUUUUCGCCGUUGAUCAAGGCAAUGCCGUUGAUCACGAUGAUCAUCAUGGUGGUGGUGAUGAUGAUCAGAAAAGCUUGAAGGAGAAUGAUAGAAUUGGUAGAUUGCCAGGCCAACCAAAUGUGAAUUUUACUCAAUAUGGUGGCUAUGUCACUGUGAACAAAACGGCAGGUCGUUCGCUCUAUUAUUAUUUUGCUGAGGCUCACUAUAACAAGGAUUCAUUACCUCUUCUUCUUUGGCUCAAUGGAGGACCUGGUUGUUCAUCUCUGGCCUAUGGAGCAAUGCAAGAGUUGGGACCAUUCCGAGUCCAUAGUGAUGGCAAAUCACUUUACACCAAUAGAUAUUCUUGGAAUUAUGCUGCAAAUGUUGUGUUCCUUGAGUCACCAGCUGGGGUGGGAUUUUCAUACUCAAACACAACAUCUGAUUAUGACAAAAGUGGAGAUAGUAACACAGCAGCUGAUAACUAUCUAUUCUUGGUGAAUUGGUUGGAGAGAUUUCCAGAAUACAAAGGCAGAGAUUUUUACAUUUCUGGUGAGAGCUAUGCUGGUCACUAUGUCCCUCAAUUGGCUCAUACAAUUCUCUACCAUAACAGAAGAGCCAACAAGACCAUUAUCAACCUCAAAGGAAUCCUUAUUGGUAACGCAGUGAUUAACGAUGAGAGUGAUGAACGAGGAAUGUACGAGUACAUGGGGUCACAUGCCUUGAUCUCAGACCGAACUGCAACAGCCAUACAAAAUUACUGUGAUUUCUCACCUAAGGCUGCUCAGUCAGACAAGUGUGACAACGCCAUGAAAGAGGUCGACAGAGACACUUAUUACGUCGAUAUAUAUAACAUCUAUGCUCCUCUUUGUACUUCUUCCAAUCUCACUUCCAAGCCCAAAUCUGCUUCGGUGAUGAAGUUUGAUCCGUGUAGCGAUUACUACGUGGAAGGAUACUUAAACAGAAGAGAUGUUCAGGCAGCGAUGCACGCCAACGUGACGAAGCUGCCAUAUGACUGGCAACCAUGCAGCGAUGUCAUCGAAGGAUGGGCCGACAGUCCCCACACCGUCUUACCUCUUCUACGUGAAUUCAUGAGCCAUGGACUUCGAGUCUGGAUUUUUAGUGGUGAUACCGAUGCAAGAGUACCUGUAACUUCAACCAUAAACUCUCUCAACAAGAUGAACCUUUCUGUCAAGACUCAAUGGCAUCCUUGGUACUUCGAUGGAGAGGUUGGUGGGUACACAGAAGUGUAUAAGGGAGACCUAACAUUUUCAACAGUGAGAGGAGCUGGUCAUCAAGUGCCAAGUUACCAGCCUGGUAGAGCUCUUUCACUCAUCAAACACUUCCUUGAUGGCACAGACCUCCCUGAUACCACAAGAUACGAUUAAUUAUAUGAUUAAUAUAUCUAUAGUAUAGUUUAGUGUUCUAAUUAAUAAUGUAAUAAUUAAUUAAGUUUAUAUAAUUAUUUCUCUUUGCUUUUAAUAAUUAGUUCUUAUUAUUAUAGAAUAGUUUUCAAUUAUAAAUAGUUCAUUCUUCUAAUUAAUGCUAUAGUUUAUGUAUUCAAGUGUUUCGAUCCGAUCUCAUUGAUUAAUAAGAAAGAA
Humulus lupulus (European hop) is the source of this 1980-nucleotide messenger RNA. RefSeq names its product serine carboxypeptidase-like 40. The transcript is spliced from 7 exons. Gene Ontology annotation, molecular function: serine-type carboxypeptidase activity. Gene Ontology annotation, biological process: proteolysis. Lineage: Eukaryota; Viridiplantae; Streptophyta; Magnoliopsida; Rosales; Cannabaceae. The record is from RefSeq and is a predicted model, not a curated record. Gene Ontology annotation, cellular component: vacuole. The coding region runs from base 247 to 1767 and encodes 506 amino acids.